Mollisia scopiformis is the source of this 932-nucleotide messenger RNA. RefSeq names its product putative parkinson disease 7 domain-containing protein 1. Lineage: Eukaryota; Fungi; Ascomycota; Leotiomycetes; Helotiales; Mollisiaceae. The transcript is spliced from 2 exons. The coding region runs from base 158 to 853 and encodes 231 amino acids. The record is from RefSeq and is a predicted model, not a curated record. Gene Ontology annotation, molecular function: glyoxalase III activity.
CGUCGAUGGCACUGUACGUUGCAUAAAAGAGCCUGGAUGCUCGACAUUGAGGAUUCUCUCUUCAUCCCAGCGCAUCUAUCACUUCGAAGCGAAACCCGAGAAGCUACAAUACAACAGCCACCAUACCUUCUGUAAAAUCAAAAUCGCAAAAAUCACAAUGACCAGACCAAAGAUCCUCAUCGUCCUCUCCUCCGCCAGCAACGGCUGGUACCUCCCCGAAUUCGCCCACCCUUACGAAGUCCUCUCCCCAACCUGCGACCUCACAAUCGCUUCUCCCCUCGGCGGCCCCACAGUCCUGGACCCUAUCUCCGUGCAACUCUUCAAAGACGAUUCUUAUUGUCAAGAAUUCGCACAGACGAAACAGAAGCUGUGGCUGGAGACCCGGAAACUGGACGAAUUCACUGGCAAAGCGGGGGAGUUUGACGCAAUUCUUUAUGUCGGGGGCUUUGGACCAAUGUUCGAUCUAGUAGACAACAAAGUCUCCACGGACCUCAUCAUCGAGUUCCACGAAAAGCACAAGAUCGUAUCAGCCGUGUGUCAUGGGGCGGCGGCUCUGCUGAAGGCUACGUUGCCGGAUGGGACGUUGUUCAUUAAGGAAGAGAAGGUGACAGGGUUUAGUAAUGCGGAGGAGAUUGCUGUUGAUAGGCAGAAGGAUAUGCCGUUUCACUUGGAGACGGCGUUGGAUGUCGCUAGUGGAGGCGGGUAUGAGAAGGCGGAUCAGGCGUGGGGUGAGAAAGUUGUUGUCAGUGUCAGUGGAGAUGGAGAGGGGAGGAAGAGGUUGUUGACGGGACAGAAUCCGGCGAGCGCUAAGGGGAUGGCGGUGGAGUUGUUGAAGAUGCUUGCGGAAGGUUAGUCUCUGAAGAGUCGGAAUUGAUUUUUGAAGAAGACGGAGAAGGAGAAGAAUAAAGGUGUCGAGCAGUGGAUGUGUCGGG